AUGGCAGUGAAAAUAGUGGCUGUUAUCGUUCGCAAUCUUCGAAAGGCUGAGACGAAGAUUCUGGAGAAUGGCCACGGGAGCAUCGACCUCCUUACCGACAAGGACAACUACUCAUCACUGGUAGGGAAAUGAGU
Strongylus vulgaris is the source of this 134-nucleotide messenger RNA. NCBI's taxonomy places the organism in Eukaryota, Metazoa, Nematoda, Chromadorea, Rhabditida, Strongylidae. The record is from the annotation of a GenBank genome assembly.